AUGGUAGUCAUGGGUUCACCAAAGAAGAAGUCAGGCGGUCCUUUCAAAACAUUGAAGAAUUCAUUUCUACGAAAUAAAGGACAGAAUAUACAACUACAAUCUACAGAAAUCAAUAAUAUUGGACGUAGUAGUAAACGGAAGUCUGUACAAAGGACCACGCUUUUCCAACAUGAUUAUGUGAAGGUGCGAAGCUGGCCGUCUGACAACCCAAAAAGCAUUAAUGUGAUAUCGAACAAAGCUACUUUCGAGAUAUAUGAAAUCAACAUGGUUCAUUCAAAACAGCGCAUGAACUAUUUGAGUAUAGGAAAGAAAGAUCAAUUUGUGCAUCCAAUUUUACCUAAGCUGAAAGUCAAACGUUUAAUAACAAAUCCGACCGAACUAAAGGUAAUUAUUUCAUUAUUCAAUCCGCAAAGGUUCUGGGAAGUUACAUUUUUGGCAAAUGGAAAUGAGCCUUUGCCAAGUCAGACAUUGAUCAACUUUGAAAAUGUGAUGUCUAAGAUAUGCCAAUACGAAGAUGGUACGCAGGUCGUACUACCUUCUACAAAUACGAUAACAGAACCAGCAAACACAACUAGCGCAGAAACAUUCGACGAUAUUGAAGAAGAGGUCGAUGAUUUAGAAUUCCUUUUGUGGGAUCAUGUAUCAGAUCAGGGCGGAUUUUCGGAAAUUGGAAGCUUGGAACCAGACGAGUCUUCCACUAUGUCAACAACAAGCGUAGAGCAUUCAAUUGUUCCACCUGGGGAUGUAAUAAACAAAACUUUCAAACAAGCACUUGGCCGGAUAAAACCAUUCGAUUCGGGGAGUAGAGAAAACAAUUUGAGGUAUAAAAGGUUCAGUUCCUUCCACACAACUUUUGUUGAUGGGAAUGAUUGGAGGUUAGAAUUUAAAAAUUCUUAUCAUGACAACAGGCGAUCAAUCAGCGUACCAAUGAGUACUAAAUUCCAUAACGACAUGAGGAUCAACCAUAACAGUUCAGAUUCAGAUAAUACUAGCAACGUUGUUGAUUACAACAGUAUAAGUUGGAUGAACAUUUCAUGCGAGGAUAUUGGGGAUGCAUGA
Kluyveromyces marxianus DMKU3-1042 is the source of this 1059-nucleotide messenger RNA. It is a transcript of the gene INP1, whose product is annotated as Inp1p. Gene Ontology annotation, cellular component: extrinsic component of intraperoxisomal membrane. The record is from RefSeq and is a predicted model, not a curated record. The transcript has a single exon. The coding region runs from base 1 to 1059 and encodes 352 amino acids. Gene Ontology annotation, biological process: peroxisome inheritance. Lineage: Eukaryota; Fungi; Ascomycota; Saccharomycetes; Saccharomycetales; Saccharomycetaceae.